Molecule: messenger RNA, 600 nt
Organism: Rubroshorea leprosula
Lineage: Eukaryota; Viridiplantae; Streptophyta; Magnoliopsida; Malvales; Dipterocarpaceae
Source: the annotation of a GenBank genome assembly
AUCCCACCAAAUGCCUGUCUAAGUUAGGCAGAGCCAGGGAGGCCUCUCCUCUCCUCUCCUCUUCUUUCCUUCAAUAUUACUGUAUAAACUAUUCCCUUUUGCAUAUCUCUCCCUUUAAACAUGCAGUCGCUUUCUUCACCUCCCCUUUCUAAUUCCCUUGUACCCUUUUCCACUUCUCUGAUGGCUUUCAUCAUGCGAUAUGGACUUUCAACUGUGUGUUUGUUGUUUGAGCCAGGUUAACCCUGUGAUGUUUAGGGUUUUUGAAAAAGCAGAGAUGCAUGCAGUGAUCCGUCGCCAAAGAUAUUAAUUUGGUCAAAGACAGCUCUUCAUCAUCUUCUUGGGUCUUGGUCUACCUCUUACUGCAACAAGUUCCCAGACAUGUCUCUCAGAGGAUGCAAUUACCAAAAUUUGCAUGCUCAUCACUGGAGAAAGACACAAGUUGCAUGUCUGCAUUAAUUUUAAAGCUUUGUUUUCUAUUUUUCCUUGUCUCUGUCAUGCUGUAAUAUGCACGCCGUGUUGGUUAUUAUCUUUUCAACCCCUCGAUCAGAUAAGCUUUGUAUCUGUGAGUUUGGACAAGGGAAAUACACAGUAUAUUUCUUG